UGACAUUAAAGUGAAGACAAGUGAAGAGAAAAUGAGCGCAAAAUUAUCUCAAUCUCCGCAACAGUUUUGUAUGGAUUUUGUAAAAAAAUACGAUUUCGAGGGAUAUUUGAGUGCAAUUCUGGUGAACGAGUCGUCCAUUCGUCGCAAUGUGUUUGCAAUCAAAGCAUUUAACGCACAGUUGGCUCAAACUCGGGACAUGACAUCCAAUCAACUCUUGGCCCAAAUCAGACUCCAAUACUGGUCUGAUCUGAUCGAUGAGGUCUUCAGUGGCAAACCAAUUGGUGUGGACGUCAACGAACCGGUUGUUUAUGAACUCAAACAUGAUUUGGAGAAAUAUAGCGACACUUCUGUCUCUCCCGUCUAUUAUCUAAUUGUCGAGUGUUUGUCAAGUCUUCGGGACGUAUCUGUGAGUCAACGGAUAGAUUUGGACCACAUUUGCAGUCAUUUGGGUCGCGCACAGGGAUUAUGCAAUGUGUUGAGAGGCGUCGGACAUAACGCGAGGUAUAAUCGCUGUUAUAUUCCGUCCGAUCUUCUCAUCAAACAUAAGACAUCACACGAAGACCUAAUGAGAGGCAAUCCGACUGAUAAUUCAUGGCACGUGAGGAAUAAGGAUAACAUCCAAAGAGUGAAAAGAGACGAACAAAAGGCGAGAGACGAAGAGUCAGAGCGCGAGAAACGCGUCCUUUUGGCCGAAAGCGAGUCGAGAGUCGCUCUUCUCAGACAUCGACUCAAAGGCGACGACCGGACAGAAGAUGUCGUCCACACGGAAGACACCGACGGACACACGUCGGGCGCCGGCGGCACUCAUAUGGAUGUAUUCAAAGACUUUGGCGACAAAAUACGGACCAAAAACAGUGAUUACGAGAAGGAAGUGAAGGACGAGAAGGAAAAGUUUGAGACAAAGACAGGAAUACUUCAGUAUUUGGUGAAUAAG
Messenger RNA from Medioppia subpectinata, 934 nucleotides. Lineage: Eukaryota; Metazoa; Arthropoda; Arachnida; Sarcoptiformes; Oppiidae. The record is from the annotation of a GenBank genome assembly.